AUGAUCACACAUAAUCAUCAGGCUUUUGAGGUCUUCGCGCCUUCAUUUGCAUCCAACACAACUUUCGAGGUUGAACUUUCUGCUCGCAAUCUGCACCACAUUCAAGCACCGGCUUCUGAAACUGACACGCUAGGAUGCCUUCUAGCAGAGACUCUUCGAAUGCCGGCAAAUCAGGCUCUGCGUCAGAGCUCGUCGUCCGGUCGGCCGCUGCGUAGCAUCGCCCCCAAGCCACCUCCUCCCUCAUCUGCCGACGAAACCGGUGAGAAUGAAAAUGCCGAGACUGAGCCUACUCGAGGCGAGCCUCGAGGUGAGCCGUCUCCUCCACCGCUGUCCUUCAUCGCUUGGACACCACAUCGCCCGCCCUUGCAGCCGCAGCCGGCCGCUGACCAAGCUGACGAAGAUGAGCCCGCCAUAGAUCGACCCUCGUUGGGCAGGCCCUCGGCGCCUCUGCCCUCGUGGUCUGCUCGGUCUACUCGGCCGCUGCGUACCCUCCGCCCCAAGCCAGACACCUCGUCCUCGCCGCAGCCGGAGCCCGCGGAGCCAACAACGCACUACGAGUUGCUUUCGAGACGUCUGCUGUCGCCUUCGCGUACUGCCGUCUCGGCUCCAAGUCCCGUCGUGGCUCCGACUCCAAGCAUUAUCAGUCCGGCCAGCGCUCCGACUUCAAAAACCGCCAGUCCCAUCGCUCAAGCCUCUCCUCCCCUUGCCGUCCACCACCCCUUCUGGGGUCCUGGCGCGGCCGAGGUUCUCCCCUGCGACGAGUCGGGCACCAUCCGCGACGCCUACAAGCGCGCGCGCAUUCGAGAGGUCGAGCUCCUCCAAGGCCGCGCCCGUGCGCCGUACUGGACCGUCCGGCACAUCCAGGAAGUCUGCGCCGACGUCCACCGCAUGCCGGCCUCGGCCCGCGCCGGCUUCGGCGAUCUGCACAAGCAGCUGCGUGAGCUCUACGACUUCCACGCGCACGUCAUGGGCCUGUACGCGCCGCCGUGGGCGCACCCAGAUGACGUGGUGGCCGUGGAAGGGGCCGGCCUCGAGACCAUGCUGCCGCGGGUGCUGCGCGACUUCGUCCUCGGCAUGAGCGAGCACCUGCUGGGGGUGUGGCGGCCGUUUUCGCGCGAACGGGUCGAUUGGAACGUCCACUCAAAGCACAGCUUCCUCGAAGACUUUAGCUGCUUCCUGCAAUUCCACAACAAGUUUUACGGGCAGCGAGUCAUCCUGAUGCAGGCGCCAGCAGCGCCUGGGUGGUCGGAGCAGGGCAGUUUGCGGUUCUAUGACAAUAUCCGGUUUCGUGGAUACCUAGAGAGGGAGGAGACUGGACUGACAAAAUAUGAGACGGAGCGCAAGUCUUUCGUGGACUGUUUUUGGGAUACCUAG
Molecule: messenger RNA, 1374 nt
Organism: Akanthomyces muscarius
Lineage: Eukaryota; Fungi; Ascomycota; Sordariomycetes; Hypocreales; Cordycipitaceae
Exons: 3
Coding region: 1-1374 (457 amino acids)
Source: RefSeq, a predicted model, not a curated record